UUUCACUAUAUCCAGCCCUCGAUAAGCCUCAGACCGGGUCGCGUCCCGAUGGCCUCCCCACAAAAGUACAAUAGCGCAGAGCUAACAUGUCGGGUUUCCCGACAUCUUCAAUACCAAGCUCAAUCCUAGCCACCACAUACGUCAGAGGCCGACCCAAGGACGACUUGACAGGGGCCCAUGCUGGCUCUGAGUAGUAUAGUAUAACCUUGCGUAUCCCACGAGACUCAUUUGGCCUAAGCGUGACUAUUAUCUAAACCUCAUUUAAGAUGUCGACUCUUUGCGUGUUGGGUUGUGGCAAUCUCGGAACUGCUAUCUUGGAGAGCUUGGUAAAGGCUACGAGUGGUCAAAACUCCUCCUUGCCGAUCAAGCGUUUCAUCGCAUGCGUUCGCAGUGAGCGUUCUCAGAAGCGUCUCCUAGAGAAAUUUCCUGAUUCCGAAAGCCGCCUGGAAAUUUCAAGAGGUGGCAAUGUCAAGGCGGUACAGCAGUCGGACUUCAUCCUUCUUGGAGUCGACCCGGCAGAUGUCGAGGAGGCGUUACAACAACCCGGCUUUAUCGAUGCACUCGCAGGCAAGCUGCUAAUCAGCAUCGUUGCCGGUUGGACGAGGGAGCAGAUUGAGACCGCUCUUGCGAAAAGUUCGAGUGACAACAAAUCUGAAAUCUGGGUAGUGCGCACUUUACCGAACAUUGCGGCUAUCGUCGCCCAAUCGAUCACGGCUAUCGAGAAGCCGGACCCGAAAUUACCUUCCCAGCACCUGGAGACUACUGAUGCCAUCUUCAAUUGUAUAGGCAAGACAGUGCACUUGGCACCUAGUCAAAUGGACGCCUUUACAGCCGUGGGAGGAUCGACGCCUGCAUUUUUCGCGGUCAUCGUCGACUCACUGAUAGAUGCGGCGGUCGCGGUGGGGGUACCGAGACAUGAGGCCAACGCCAUAAUAGUGCAGAGUAUGCUAGGUACAGCUGCUCUGUUACAAAGUGGUGUCCAUCCCAGCAUAUUGAGAGAUCAGGGUACAUCGCCUGAAGGCUGCACAAUUGGCGGGCUUAUGGUGCUCGAGGAGACUGGUGUUCGUGGUGGUCUCAGCCGGGGUCUGCGCGAAGCCGUCACGAUUGCACGGCUUAUGGGUAAGGAUCCCCAUGUAAAUGACACCAGGCACUGAGAUAGUACAAAUUCCAGAAUAUCAGCAAUGAUAUCAACAUACGAAC
Messenger RNA from Truncatella angustata, 1200 nucleotides. Its product is annotated as pyrroline-5-carboxylate reductase dimerization-domain-containing protein. Bases 267 to 1154 code for a protein of 295 amino acids. Lineage: Eukaryota; Fungi; Ascomycota; Sordariomycetes; Amphisphaeriales; Sporocadaceae. The transcript has 2 exons. Gene Ontology annotation, molecular function: pyrroline-5-carboxylate reductase activity. Gene Ontology annotation, biological process: L-proline biosynthetic process. The record is from RefSeq and is a predicted model, not a curated record.